GUAUGAUGAGAAGUUGGGGAGGCAGACAAUUAUGCGUAAGUCACUCUGAAAACUCAGCCGGCAUUUUCUCCCCUUAGCAGUGAUUAGUGCCCUUGGUUCAGCACUCGCUGUCAGACUACCCCCACAAAAAAUGUCAGAGGAACCAUGGAAAUUGUACUACUAUGAUAAGCAGCUACUCCAGGGAGGACCUGGAAGGGCGGGCUUCGUGCGCCUAAUGUUUGAAGAAGCGGGUGUGCCCUACAUAGAGGAAAAUGAGAGGAUCUAUCAACUGUUUAGGGGUGGCGAAUGGAAAGGCUACCCCACUUUUGCCCCUCCUCUGAUUCAGAGAGAUGAUUUCAGUCUUUCCCAGACGGGGAUUAUCUGCAAGUACCUGGGGAAGAAGUACGGGCUGUAUCCGACGAAUGAAGUAGACGAAUGGCAUGCUGAACAGGUCAACGCAACUAUUCAUGAUUACAUCGGCGAAGGUCGCCUAGCUUUUCAUGGUAAAAACUGGACCGCGUCUUACUUCGCUCAAGUCGAAGAAACUAAACCCUACAUUGAAUUCUUUACGAAGGAGCGUCUUCCAAACUUCUUGCGUCACUUCGAGAACGUUCUGAAAGCCAACAAUGGAGGGCAUGGGUUUUUGUUCGGAAACAACGUAACCUACGUUGACCUUGGUCUGUUGCACGUGCUACGUGCCACAGAAGCGCAGUUCCCAGAAGCCUGGGCUGCCCAGUCCCUCCCUCUCCUGAAAGCCUUCAAACAGCGCAUGGAAGAGAGGCCACGAAUAGCUGCUUACAUCAACUCGGAUAGGUACCUGCCGUUCUCCGGCAACAGCAUGAUGUAAGACAGCAACACUCUGCUCGCGGUUUUUACAAUGUAUUCGAGUUUGUUUUGAAAGGUAGGUAAGAUAUAAAGAACGCCCUUUUUAUAUUUUAUCAUACUGAUUGUGGCGAGCAGGAAAGCAGGAAAGAGCUCACUUUUUUUUAAAAAUGAUAGUUCACUUUGAAGGGUUCAGAGGUUCAAAAACACACACAAAAGCAGGUCAAGUGUGAAGUGUGCUUUCAAAAUUUUACUCGACAAAUUAAAAAGGUCAGAAUUCAUAUGUGAUAUUUGUCGUUGUAUGCAGCAUGCUGAAACCAAUGUGUCCACCAAAUACUAGUUUAGCUUUAUGAAAUAAAGUCAUAUUGCUCAACCAAGAUCGAA
Molecule: messenger RNA, 1185 nt
Organism: Pomacea canaliculata
Lineage: Eukaryota; Metazoa; Mollusca; Gastropoda; Architaenioglossa; Ampullariidae
Product: glutathione S-transferase-like
Exons: 5
Coding region: 131-826 (231 amino acids)
Biological process (GO): glutathione metabolic process
Molecular function (GO): glutathione transferase activity
Source: RefSeq, a predicted model, not a curated record